AUGGCAAAUAAGAAGAAGAAGGAGGAGGAUCUCAAAGCGGUUGUUGCAGAAUACAAAGUCUCCAUGCACUGCAAUGCAUGUGAAAGAACCGUGGCCAAAAUCAUAUCAAUGUUCAAAGGGGUGGAGACCUUCAGAACAGAUAUGAACAAACACAAGGUGGUGGUAACAGGCAGAAUCGAUCCACAGAAACUAUUGAAGAAACUAAAAAAGAAGACAAGGAAGAAAGUAGAGAUUGUAGCCAGCAAAAAGGAAGAAGAAGGAUCAAAAGAUCAUACGUCUCGUACAGAAGAAAUUAACGUAGCCUCAGAGUCAUUUCCACAACAAUACCCUCCAAUAUUCUUUGAUUGUUGUAAAAAUAAUGAUUUGUUGAUGGCUUUUAGUGAUGAGAAUCCAAACGCAUGUUCAAUCAUGUAG
This is a messenger RNA of Populus trichocarpa (black cottonwood), 414 nucleotides long. Its product is annotated as heavy metal-associated isoprenylated plant protein 19. Gene Ontology annotation, molecular function: metal ion binding. The transcript has 3 exons. Lineage: Eukaryota; Viridiplantae; Streptophyta; Magnoliopsida; Malpighiales; Salicaceae. The coding region runs from base 1 to 414 and encodes 137 amino acids. The record is from RefSeq and is a predicted model, not a curated record.